AACACCGUGGAGACCGAACUUACAGGCGUAGGUCCAGCGGAUCGGGACCGGUGAGUGCAUUGUGCCAAGAUCCAAGAUCGAGACUCAUCCUAAGAUAAAUGAACACCACGUGGAUGGAUACUGCGGAUUAAGGUGAUUGGAUCUUUUACGAAAAGAUGAUUUCGCGGUAUCAAAUUUUGUGCGCGCUCCUGCUCUACGGCGCUGUUCAGCUGUACCAGGCAAUGGCGCAAGUAGACGGUUACACACCUGGCGUGGAUUAUCCGAUCUACGACACGGUACCUUUCGGCCUUACGUUUACCUGUGGAGGCAAGUUACCUGGUUACUAUGCCGAUCCUGAAGCUAGAUGUCAGGUAUGGCACUGGUGUUUACCAAAUGGGCGCAUGUUCAGUUUCCUUUGUCCAAAUGGCACCGUUUUCAGUCAGUCGGCUCGCGUAUGUGAUUGGUGGUUCAAGGUUGAUUGCAACGAUUCGCCAAGACUGUACGGUAUCAACGACGACCUGUACAGAGACGUGAACGGGAACAAGAUCUAAUCUAAUUUUGUAAUCGGUGAACAUUUAAACGCGUGCAAACAAAGGAUAUUCACGUGUACAGCCUCCUCGAGACAAGAGAGUAUUUCAAUAGAAGCGAGAUUCGUCGAACGAGUUGUGAGUUCCUAGCUUGCCGGCGGAGAAACGCGCAAACAGAACGCUGUAAUAUUCUCAGAUGCUAAAUUACACGUUGAUCAAUCGUUACGAGCUGUUCGAGCUUCUAGCUAUACCCUCGACAGAAUUUCGUCACAGGUACCACCCACCUCCAUGGAACUAUUAAAACUCGAUCGUACAAUAUGUUCUGAUAAAUCGUUCGAAUAGCUCUUAACCGCCUUAUAACAGAUUCGAUUCUUUAAUAAAG
Eufriesea mexicana is the source of this 888-nucleotide messenger RNA. RefSeq lists its product as uncharacterized. Gene Ontology annotation, molecular function: chitin binding. The coding region runs from base 156 to 530 and encodes 124 amino acids. The transcript is spliced from 5 exons. The record is from RefSeq and is a predicted model, not a curated record. Gene Ontology annotation, cellular component: extracellular region. NCBI's taxonomy places the organism in Eukaryota, Metazoa, Arthropoda, Insecta, Hymenoptera, Apidae.